AUGAUGACUGGCCGUGUGCUGCUGGUGUGUGCCCUCUGCGUGUUGUGGUGCGGUGCCGGCGGUAGGUGUAACGAGGGGCUUGCGGAGGGUCGUGCCGGUGUUUCUGGGAGUGAUGUUGAACCUCCACCGGCACCAACACCACUUGUAACGUCUCCACAAGACACCCAAAGCUUACAUGGUAGAGUAUCAGGUGUUAAAGAAAAACUGUCACCCGCAUCUUCCACACCUACAGAGGAAGAGGAUGAUGAUGAUGAAGAAGAUGAUAGUGAUGAGGCGGAGGCUCAAGAAGGAAGUAUAGAAGGGCAGGGUGGUAAAGGAGGAACAGCUGCAUCAGAGCCAGGUUCCGGGGAAAAGAAUUUAAGUGGCAGUAAGAAGGAAACAGGCCAGGCAAUUGUAUCUGCAGAGGGCAUUUCUCAUUCUGGCAGUCGGGAAUCAAAUGCCAAUCCUACGCAAACGGAAGUUGAAGAAAAGAAGAACACCGACAAAAAUACACCUGCAGUAGAGAACGCAAUCACAACGGGUAACGGGGAGAACACACUGCCUGCGGGAAUUGCGGGAGGAAAUCUUCCAUCACUUCCAGAAGACAGUGUUGAUUCCCACGAACAGGAUGGCGAAGACGCCACGAGUGAAGGUAAAAAAAAUGUUCCGUUGCCUGAGACCGCAGCUACACCACAAAGCCACCAAGAAAACGGCUCAGAAGGGACUGUGGAAGAUACAAAAGCAACGACAGUAACCUCCAACACAACUGAUACGACGAAUACACAAAACAGUGACAGCAGCACCGCGGUCUCCCACGCCACCUCCCCUCUUUUGGUUCUUCUUGUUGUUGCGUGUGCGGCUGCUCCUGCGGUGGUGGCCGCGUGA
Messenger RNA from Trypanosoma cruzi, 864 nucleotides. Its product is annotated as mucin-associated surface protein (MASP), putative. The coding region runs from base 1 to 864 and encodes 287 amino acids. The record is from RefSeq and is a predicted model, not a curated record. NCBI's taxonomy places the organism in Eukaryota, Euglenozoa, Kinetoplastea, Trypanosomatida, Trypanosomatidae. The transcript has a single exon.